GUAGUUGUUAAAUUCUCUUUGGUUUUAAAUUUGCACCGAAAUUGAUUUCACAAAAUUAAAAUGAACCUAUUUUAAUUUAUUUCUAAUUCUAAAUAAUCGAUUGGCAUUCACUGGCUUUCACCUAAAUUACAGGUAGGAAUAUAUUUUUUCCAGUUAUUAAGGGUCGUUUGGUUGGAUCAAAAAAACUAGUGCUUUAAACAUGAGCAAGCAGCCAGAAAAACCAGCUACACCACAAUUCAACCUGCUACCAAAAAUUAUAAAUGGAGGAAUCGCUGGAAUUAUUGGAGUAUCUGUCGUCUUUCCGUUAGAUUUAGUAAAAACUAGAUUACAAAAUCAAACUAUAGGGCCAAAUGGCGAGCGACAGUAUAAAAAUAUGUUGGAUUGCUUUAAGAAGACUUAUGCAGCUGAGGGCUACUUCGGCAUGUACCGAGGGUCUGCCGUGAACAUUAUCCUCAUCACACCAGAGAAAGCCAUCAAAUUGGCGGCCAAUGACAUGUUCCGUUUUUAUCUCACCCUGCCUGAUGGGUCGUUGCCCGUGUUCCGUCAGAUGGUAGCGGGCGGUAGUGCGGGAGCCUGCCAGAUCGUCAUCACCACACCGAUGGAACUGCUCAAAAUUCAGAUGCAGGAUGCUGGGAGAGUAGCCGCACAAGCUAAAGCUGAGGGUCGUACGAUCGAGCGGGUGACAGCUCUUCAGCUAACGCGCCGCCUCAUCAGAGAGAGGGGUAUCCUGGGGCUGUACAAGGGCAUCACCGCGACUGCAGCACGGGACAUCUCCUUUAGUAUCAUCUACUUCCCGCUCUUCGCGACGCUCAACGACCUUGGACCAAAACAGCCGGGAGCCAGUGCGCCACCAUUCUGGUGGUCGUUCGGGUCCGGUUGCGGCGCAGGAUCUACCGCGGCGCUGCUCGUAAACCCCUUCGAUGUUGUCAAAACCCGCAUGCAGACACUUACCAAAGGCUCCGGGGAACGACAAUACACAUCCAUUCUAGAUUGUAUCACGAAAACUUUAACACACGAAGGGCCCACGGCCUUCUUCAAGGGAGGCGCCUGCCGUAUGAUCGUCAUCGCACCUCUCUUUGGUAUCGCUCAGACAAUUUACUAUUUAGGCUUAGCGGAGAAUUAUCUUGGUAUCAAAUAAAUUAAUAAGAUGUAAUCCGCUUAUUCAGUGAUCGCUUCAGAUAGUGUAUUUAUCAUUUAGCAAUAAUUUAUUUAGUUCAGCCAUAUUUUAUUGUGAAAUCUAGUCGGUGUUCAUAAAACAUUAUUAUAUUAUGUUCACAAUGUUUCAGUUCCAAUAUUUGUAAAUUUUUCAUUGAUUCUUCAUCAGUUGCUGAAUUUUAAAUUUUAAUUUGAUUCACUUAUUAUUUAUUAUUUUAUGUCAUUAUAAUAUAAUGUAGAUUAUUGGAAUUAUUUCAAAUAUUGUUAUUUAUGUUGUGUAAUUCUUCAUUUGGUAGUUGAAGUUUGACAUAUUUAAGUAUAAUAACUUGAUUUUAUUAAAAUUUUAUAUUUCCGGUUUUUAUAUUUUGACCAUUUCAUAAAACUUGUGUGUACAUUAUUGUUAUUAUAAUUUGGACGUAUUAUGUAAUAUUUUAUUUUUGUAUUAAUAUUUGCUAAAGAGUUUUGUAUUUAUUUAUAUUAAAACUAUUUCGUAUUUGUUAGGUCGCAAAAUUAAUGUUUUAUCAAAUUAGCUUAUUACUCAUUAUGUGAUAUUUGCAGUUUAUGCCGCAUGUGACAGUUGAUAUGUUUGCCAGGUCUGUGGGCGGUAUUAUGACAGUUUCGUUGACAGAUUGUAAUUGUCAAGUUUGUCAUCUGUCAAGUUGAUCGUCUUUGAAUAGAUAGAUACCUUCACAGUAUGACAAUAAAUUACUACCACAGAAUGCAAUGUUGAAUAUUUGUAUAAUUAUUGCAAGAUAAUAAACCCUUAAUUUGUUAAUUUGAAUAAAAAUAUUAUGUACUCAUCACAUAAUUCUGUAACUUCCAGCAAGUAAUAUCUAAGGAGUUAUAACUUGUUUAUGAAAAACAAAAAAUAAGAAUAAUAAUAUUUAAAAGAUCGUGUCAUUCCUCUUGAUAACGUACAAAUUUUGUUAUUCUACUUAUAUAAUAAUACAAUAUGUAACCAAAUGUUAAUUAUGGUGUUGACAAUAAAUGAAUUUAAUCUUAGUAUUAAUUAGUUUGAGGGGGCAGAGCCCCUGUUAUGAAAUAAAUUGUGACUUAAAUAAAUACCAAUAUAUUCCAAUUUCUUAGUCAUACACAAAUUGCUUUUUAAAAUAUUGUUCUACACAACACAAGACCCAUGAAAAAAAUUACUUAAUUUCAUUUAUAUUGGCACUAGAAUCUCAAUGCUAUGUGUAUGACUGAUAAAUCUAUUUUCAUGUCAAUUGGAUAAGUUGAAAAAUGUAUUAAAUGUUAAAUAAUUUUCCUCUCCAUAUUAAAUACAAAUACUGUUCCUGUUUUACAUCUAGAUCAAAAAAGUGAACCUUUACCAGACAUACAUCAGUACGAAACAGAUUAAAUUAAUUAAACAAUGAAUAUUGAUAUAACUGUAAAUAAUAUAUUUUAAAUUAAACUUACACGACAGAUAGAGAAGCAGUUGAUUCCAAAUCUUUUUUUAAUUCAACUUGCAGAGGACAGUUUUGAAAAUGUAAUGUACUUUGGUAACGUAAUUACUACAAGUUAUCUAUCUUUUGUCGUAUUAAAAUAAUGUAUUUCAUUAAAUAUAGGUAUAAUUUAUCAAACCUGAAAUAGUCAAUUAAGUAUCUCCAUGUUAAUUAGGCCUGUCCAUAUUAUUACUACGCCAACCUAUUUAUUGCGAGUGUGUGUGUUACUUUAUUGCUGUUGUUGAAAAUUUGAGAUUGAUGUAGAUUUAGGUGUUCAAUAAAGUGGUUACAAACAAA
Leptidea sinapis is the source of this 2891-nucleotide messenger RNA. RefSeq names its product mitochondrial glutamate carrier 1-like. The transcript has 8 exons. The record is from RefSeq and is a predicted model, not a curated record. Gene Ontology annotation, molecular function: L-glutamate transmembrane transporter activity; L-aspartate transmembrane transporter activity. Lineage: Eukaryota; Metazoa; Arthropoda; Insecta; Lepidoptera; Pieridae. Gene Ontology annotation, biological process: L-glutamate transmembrane transport; malate-aspartate shuttle; aspartate transmembrane transport. Bases 200 to 1138 code for a protein of 312 amino acids.